CUUGACUUCCACCGCGCUGCAGUCGUAGAAGCGCAGGGUCUGAGACUUGUGGAAACUCCGGUUCAUGGUUCCGGCCCCGAUCGGUCCGGUCCUCGCCCUCGCUCCUCGCUCCGGGGGCUGCGGAAGAAGCAGCGCCGCCGCCGCCGCCGCGGCCCCCGGCUCGCCAUGCUCCUGGCCUCGGCCGUGGUGGUCUGGGAAUGGCUGAACGAGCACGGCCGCUGGCGACCCUACAGCCCGGCCGUGAGCCACCACAUCGAGGCGGUGGUCCGCGCCGGGCCCCGCGCGGGGGGCAGCGUGGUGCUGGGCCAGGUGGACAGCCGUCUGGCGCCCUACAUCAUCGACCUGCAGUCCAUGAACCAGUUCCGCCAGGACACGGGGACGCUCCGCCCCGUGCGCCGCAGCUACUACGACCCGGCCUCGGCUCCCGGGAAGGGCGUGGUGUGGGAGUGGGAGAACGACAACGGCGCCUGGACGCCCUACGACAUGGAAGUGGGCAUCACCAUCCAGCACGCCUAUGAGAAGCAGCACCCCUGGAUCGACCUGACGUCGGUGGGCUUCAGCUACGUCAUCGACUUCAGCACCAUGGGGCAGAUCAACCGGCAGACCCAGCGCCAACGCCGCGUCCGCCGGCGCCUGGACCUCGUCUACCCCAUGGUCACCGGCACCCUGCCCAAGGCCCAGUCCUGGCCCGCCAGCCCGGGCUCGGCCGCCUCGGCCCCCGCGCCGCCCUGCUCCUGCCCACAGUGCGUCCUGGUGAUGAGCGUGAAGGCGGCGGUGGGCUUCAGCUACGUCAUCGACUUCAGCACCAUGGGGCAGAUCAACCGGCAGACCCAGCGCCAACGCCGCAGGGUGGCCCUGGCCACCUUAAGUCGGAGCAACCUGCAGCGACUGGCCAUCGCCCAGUCCCGGGUGCUGAUCGCCUCCGGGGUCCCCACCGUGCCGGUGAAGAACCUCAACGGGUCCAGUCCCGUCAACCCAGCCUUGGCGGGGAUCACUGGGAUCCUCAUGAGCGCGGCAGGGCUGCCCGUGUGUCUCACCAGGCCCCCGAAGCUGGUCCUGCACCCACCCCCAGUCAGCAAGAGCGAAAUAAAAUCCAUUCCAGGGGUCUCCAACACAAGCCGCAAGACCACCAAGAAACAAGCCAAGAAAGGUAAAACCCCAGAGGAAGUGCUGAAGAAGUAUCUGCUGAAAGUCAGGCAUCCCCCCGACGAGGACUGCACCAUCUGCAUGGAGCGCCUCACCUUCCCAUCGGGCUACAAGGGCCCCCAGCCGACCAUCAGGCCCGACCUGGUGGGGAAGCUGUGCCGCUGCGGCCACGUCUACCACAUCUACUGCCUGGUGGCCAUGUACAACAAUGGCAACAAGGAUGGCAGCUUGCAGUGUCCGACCUGUAAGACCAUUUAUGGGGUGAAGACAGGCACCCAGCCCCCGGGGAAGAUGGAGUACCACCUCAUCCCUCACUCCCUGCCCGGCCACCCCGACUGCAAGACCAUCCGCAUCAUCUACAGCAUCCCUCCUGGCAUUCAGGGCCCAGAACACCCUAAUCCCGGGAAGAGUUUCAGCGCCCGUGGCUUCCCCCGACACUGUUACCUUCCCGACAGUGAGAAAGGGCGAAAAGUUCUGAAGCUGCUGCUUGUGGCCUGGGACCGCCGCCUCAUCUUUGCCAUCGGUACCUCCAGCACCACGGGCGAGUCGGACACCGUCAUCUGGAACGAGGUCCACCACAAGACGGAGUUUGGCUCUAAUCUCACUGGCCACGGCUACCCCGAUGCCAACUACCUGGAUAAUGUGCUGGCUGAGCUGGCUGCCCAGGGCAUCUCUGAGGACAGCACCGUCCAGGAGAAGGACUGAGCCGGAGGGGUGACUGGUGGGAGGGACCGUGGGGACCACAGGAUAGGAAGUGGGCAGAGUCGAGGUGGCAGCGGGCCCAUGCUCCUGACUCCCUCCUCUCCCCUCCUGUCCUGUCUCUGCCCUGCUCCCACCGCAAGGGAGCCAGACUGAAGAAGAUGACGUCACUCAGACUGAGGAAGGUGACAUCACUCAUAAGCCUCAUCCGACACAGAGGGGCGGAAUGAGGGUGCUCCGCAGUCUGCCCCCAUGGAGCUUUCAGUGCUGGGUAGGCAAGAACCCCCAGCCCUCUAAGGAGAGGGCACGGUCAGCACAUUUGGGGUAUGGGCAGUGCUCGGGCACCCCAUCCCUGGCCUUGUGAAGCCUGAGGUUUGCAGCCUCAGCUGCUUCUUGCUGCUUCUACUCUGCUUUGAGAGCAGAGUUCCUGCUAUUCUCUCCUCUGCUGGAGGUGAGGAGCUCUCACUGUGCAAGGUUGGGGGGCAAAGGGGUGAACCGCUCAACUGCUGUGACAUCACAUAUUGAUGUCGGGGAUACAGCAAGGAAGCACUUCUUGCCCGGAGGGCCGGCAAAGCUGGGGUCCCUGGGGGCAGAUCCAGCUCUCGAAAUAGCCCUUGGCCUCUGCCCCACCCCUCACCCCUGACCUGGCCAAAGAGGCGUCUGGUUCUCCUGUGCGGGUGGGUGGGCUCUGGGGUGCCUCUUGGGGCGGCCUCCCUCAGGCCCCACUCCUCUGAUCAGACCAGAGCCUGCAUCCCACUUAGCAUCUGAACUGUCCUCAGGGAGAGGAGCCCUUAGCCUCCCCAAUGCACCCCAGACCAGCUCAAAGAUUCCACGAGUCUCAUCAGUCACUGUGAGUGGGGCCCUGGGGCUCUGUGCUACCUGUGUCUGUGUGUCUGUGUGUCUGUGUGUCUGUGUGUGUGUGCACGCGCACUCCAUGGGGCCAGGCUGGUGGGGAGACCCAUCAUGUGCCUGCCCCUCUUUUGCAAGAUGACAAACCCCAGUGUUGAUGGGGUCCGCGAGACAGGCUGUGACCUUCGGCUUCCUUACCCUUGGCCAGUUCAUCCUGUGGUAAACUGGACCCUGAUGGAGAUGGAACUGUGCCUGGGGAGAUGUGUAAGCUGAAGGCUGACUGGCCCCUGUUACAGCUUCCAGGCUGGAUCUGAGUCAACCCCCGGCCAGCCUGUUUUCUGUGAGGGCUUCAAUCUGUCUCCAUGCAAAUGUGCUAAUCAGAGCCCAGGAUGGUGCUGGGCGCAACCCCUCUGGGUACAUUGACCUCGGGGUCCAGGACCCCUCCAGCUCCCUCCUAACUGGCUGGGGACCACCUUGUCCCACCUGCCCCUGGGUAGUGUUCCAGGACCCAGCCCAUCCCCUCCCAACAUUUUUCUUGCCUUCUUCUCCCCUUAGGCGGUUAAUUGGGGGUCAGGGAGGAGAGAAGGGGGGUCAAGAAGGGGAAGCCCACCUCCCCCUUGGAAAGUGGGUUCUUUGAACUGUGUGUUUGGGGGAAGUUCCCCUGGAUACUAAUUUGAAUUUAUAUACCUCAUGUUUUGGGGGUUUGGCGUAUAUAUAUGCAUAUAUAUAUGUGUAUAUAUAUCAUAAUAUUUGGAAGGUUUUUGAUGUUAGAAAAAUUGAACUAAAGAACCUUCAAAGAUGGUACUUAAGUGAGAAGGACCACACCUUCCUGAGUGCCGGCUCGGGAGCCCGAGGCCGGCAGCCAUUUUGAUGUCCGUGUGCCCGGUGGGUCUCCCGUGGGGAGCGUGGGUGCGCCCUGUGCGUUCUCUCCUCACCUAGUGAGGGCGCUGAGCCUCUCCUCGCUUCCCAAAUGGCUAGAGGUGGCUAACUGGCUCAGCAGAGGGAGCUCUGAUGGGAGGACUUCUCCGGCCAUCUUAAUUCUAGUGUCUCCUAUCAGCAGGCAGCCAUUUUAUCUCACCAGCAGGCCAGGAGCUAGGGCCUGCUUCACUGCGCCCUGGGGAGGACUGCCGCGCCCUGGGGAUGACCACCCCCCCCCCCCGGGAGGACAGCCUUGGACCCAGUGGGAGCUCAUCCCUCCCUGCAGUGUUUGUCAAUGCCCAUGCCCUUUGCCAGGCCACCAGAAUCCCCUGGAGCGUCUCAUUAAGGCCUGGUGUCAAGACCCAGCCUCUGGUCUCCUCACCGCAGGGAGGAGCAAAUGGAUUGAGACUGGGGAAAGAUGCGCUGCAGUUGGCAGUAGGGACAGGCAGAGGAUGAGCCUUGACAACUGGCAGUGGGCAACGGGCACAGGCUGGUUUUCCUGCAUCAGGCAGGACAAGGGUGGGGAGAGGGACAGGAGAGGACUGGACAACAUACGGGCAGGCAGUGGGCUGGGCUCCACCACCCGGGCGCCAUCUUGGUGUCCUCAAGCCUCUCCCACAAGAUGUCAGUUGUGUCUGUGUCCACCCCCCCCUUCCUCUUUGAGGAUGCUCGGUACGGUGAGCCUCGUCCUUGGGCUGCUCUUGUUAGGGGGUGUUCUGUGCAGAAGGGAUCCUCAAUUUCCUAACACUGUGCCAGGUGCGCUUGGGGGAAGGGAGGGUUCCUUUGUCCCUUGUCUAGUGCAACCUGGAAAGGUGCAGUCUCGGUUGGCGAGACCCCCGCCCGCAGGAGCCUCAGCCACGUCUGUCCACCAGAAGCCCGGCUGUGUCCCUGGCCCGGGCCUCUCCCUCACUGUCUUGGCACCAGCAGCCUCCUCUCUCCCUGAGUCUCCAGGGAUGACAGAUGGGAUUGGAGACAAACCCUGUCAGAUGCUCAUCCUUUAAAAGGUUAAUUGUGUGUUUGUGGUUGUGUGUGCCUUCGUGUCUCCAUUCCCCCACCCCACCCCAAUUUUGUAAAACUUGGACUUCUCUGUGGUUUUAUAGUCAAAAGUGCGCGUCCUGGUCAGCAUUGUUCUGCGCGUGAGGGGCGGGGAGGCUCACGCAGCGCAAGAAGGACCAUGUCCCCUUUCCUGUCCGCCGGCGCUGGAGAGGGGAUGGGCAGUGUUGUGGGAGGCAGGGGUGAGGUGCUGAGGAAACCCUCUCUGUAACCGCGGAGCCCAGGAACCCGGAGCCGCUCUGAGAGGAUAUCGCCACCUGGUGCCCAGGAGGUGUGCGUGCAGAACAAUAAAUGGCAAAUGAACACCCACACCCUGCGGAUGGCCUGUUUUUGUAGAG
This is a messenger RNA of Condylura cristata (star-nosed mole), 5003 nucleotides long. It is a transcript of the gene DTX4, whose product is annotated as deltex 4, E3 ubiquitin ligase. Lineage: Eukaryota; Metazoa; Chordata; Mammalia; Eulipotyphla; Talpidae. The coding region runs from base 166 to 1851 and encodes 561 amino acids. The transcript is spliced from 10 exons. Gene Ontology annotation, molecular function: ubiquitin protein ligase activity; zinc ion binding. The record is from RefSeq and is a predicted model, not a curated record. Gene Ontology annotation, biological process: Notch signaling pathway; protein ubiquitination. Gene Ontology annotation, cellular component: nucleoplasm.